Messenger RNA from Cyphellophora attinorum, 717 nucleotides. RefSeq lists its product as uncharacterized. The record is from RefSeq and is a predicted model, not a curated record. The transcript has a single exon. Bases 1 to 717 code for a protein of 238 amino acids. Lineage: Eukaryota; Fungi; Ascomycota; Eurotiomycetes; Chaetothyriales; Cyphellophoraceae.
AUGGACUCAUCCUGGACAAUGGAGGACAACGCAAUCAACGAAGACAUCGUCGAGAGCAUCGAGGUCGACGAUCCACUACCAGCAGAAAGCCCACAGCCACGGAGGGACUCGCGCUCCACAGUCUCUCCCAGUUCUCCAGAGACGUUCAUCAACCCCAUUCGGGCUCUGAUCAGAACAGCCACGAGAGAGGGCCGGGUGGUGGUCCUUGAGCACGGCGAUCCCCAAGAAAAAUACCACGACUACCCUCUCGAGAUAAUCGACCCAGCCUGGCUCAACCACCCUCAGGUGUACUACCGCAGAGGCACCAAAAACGAAAUCUCCGAACACCUCACCGUCCUCCUACCCUCCAUCAUCGCCGUCGAGGACCCAUACCCGCGAAUCGAAGAACACGACUAUCUAUGGAUCAUGGACCAGGCGUACCUCCGCUGGGCGGAGCGGUGUAAGCGGUUCAAGAUUGAUAGGUCCAUCAAUCCGAGAUUGGCUGAAUUCAUUGGCUGUUUUGAUAUACGGCCGGUUCCGGAGGGGCAGACGAGGUUUGGGGACGCGUUUGAGAAGUUGGUGGAGUAUGUGGAUCGGUGUUGUGUGGGCGCUGUCGAGGAGAUGGAGAAGGUGAGAGCGCGGGAAGAAGUAUUGUUUAGGGAGAUGAAGCAGUGGACGGCGGAGUGGAGGGCGGAGCUGGAGUGGAAGGAGGAGGUGUGGCGGGUGAGGUAUGAGUAG